Messenger RNA from Capronia coronata CBS 617.96, 939 nucleotides. RefSeq lists its product as uncharacterized. Lineage: Eukaryota; Fungi; Ascomycota; Eurotiomycetes; Chaetothyriales; Herpotrichiellaceae. Gene Ontology annotation, cellular component: plasma membrane; fungal-type vacuole. The coding region runs from base 1 to 939 and encodes 312 amino acids. The transcript has 2 exons. The record is from RefSeq and is a predicted model, not a curated record.
AUGUCCUCAACAGAUGAAUGCGUCGACGUGUCGCCGGAAUGCCCGGUCCAAGCCUCAAUCUAUGGUUAUUAUCCUAACCUAGGAGCCAAUGCAUUCUUUCUUGCCUUCUUCGCCCUCUGCCUCCUCCUCAACUUGGGGCUUGGGAUUCGCUACAAAACUUGGACUUACAUGGUGGCAUUGUGCUUGGGAUGCUUAACGGAGCUCAUUGGCUACGUCGGAAGACUUAUCAUGCGCGGCAACCCGUUCGCGGAUUCUGGCUUCAUUACCCAGAUUUGCUGCUUGAUCAUCGCGCCUGCUUUCAACUCUGCCGCCAUAUACUUGACACUCAAGCAUAUCACUCUAUGCUUCGGUGCAGAGUUUUCGAUCCUCAAGCCGCGCUUCUACACCUACAUUUUCAUCGUCGCCGACGUGGUCUCCCUGGUCCUCCAGGCGAUCGGUGGAGCCCUCGCCUCUACCGCCGAUGAUGAUCAAGACCAAGAAGACCUGGGUGACCACCUCAUGAUGGCCGGUAUCGCGUGGCAGGUGGCUUCACUCUUCUUCUUCGCAGCCAUGGCCAGCUACUACAUUUUCCGGAGACGGAAGGCACUCCCGCAACAUCCUUUGUCGCCCGAGGCGGCAGCCACGCUUGGAGACAGAAAGUUUCGACUCUUCGCGCUCGGUGUCAUCACUGCCUGGGCAGCGAUCUUCAUUCGAUGCAUAUAUCGAAUCGUUGAGAUGGCUGGUGGUUGGGGCAAUACUAUCAUGCGUAAUGAGAUUGGCUUUAUAAUUCUUGAAGGAGUUAUGUUGGUGUGGGCGACUCUUGUCCAAACCGCCUUCCACCCAGGCUAUUGCUUCCCUCGUCUUUCCUCCAAGUGGUCGGCAGAUGAGGCUACGAUACCCGAGAAGACUUCCCGAGACGUUUCCAUGGAGAACCUCACGACCUCGCGCGAGGUUGCUUAG